AGGGAGAGAGGGAGAGAGGGAGAGAGAGGCGGGUCAGAACGGAGCAGUGCAUCCCUCUCUCGUUCUCUCGCUCUUGUUCUUCGGAGGCACAGUGACUGACAUACCGGAGUCGAGCGCGCUGGACUCACUUCACACAUCCGCGUGUGAGAAGUGUUAGCUGAACUCAUUCACGCAGUGAACGCAAUCACUCGUGAAAAGUCACUUCAUCCACUCGUGGAAGCGCGACGCGUAAAAUGGGCAUGGCGUUUUUGCCCGCGCUUGUGUCUUCAUGAGUGAGACCCUCAGAGCGCACGACUGUGGAAAUGAGGCUCCGCGGAGAUGGACGCGUAAAGGCGUCGGUCUGAAGUGAUCAUAAAAGCAGAAAAGAAACACUCAUCAGAAGCCAUGGGGAUCCGACAUCUCUUGCUUCUUUUGGUCUAUCUGGACCCUCUGUGCGUCCUGAGCGCGUCCACGGCCAAAAGGAGCAAACCCGCUCCAAAGAGACCUCCAAAAGUGAAGGAGGUCAACAGCACGGCGGCUCCGACGGUGGUAGCUCGACGCAUCACGCAAGUCCAAGCGCCCAUCGUCGGGGAUCACGACACCUGCCUCGGCUACUACGACGUGAGCGGUCAGUACGACAAAGAGUUCGCCUGCAACAACACCGACCACCGGUUCUGCUGCGGGAGUUGUUUCCUGCGCUUCUGCUGUCCCAUCAAAGCCAAGAGACUGGAUCAGAGAGUCUGUACCAACUACAACACGCCCGACUGGAUCAAAACCCAACCGCCCUCGCCGGCACCCACCGGGGACACGUACGACCCCGCGCUUGACAAGACUAACACCACCGUGUACAUCACCUGCGGGGUCAUCACCUUCAUCAUCAUGCUGGGGAUUUCUGCAAAAGUGGCUUAUGAUAAAGCCACCAGACCGCCUCAAGAGAUGAAUGUUCAUAGAGCGUUGGCGGACAUUUUGAGACAGCAGGGGCCUGUUCCCAUAUCUCAGUACGAGCAUGAAAACAUGGCAGCGAUAGAAACCUCGCCCAAAGAGAACACACCUGUACGCACGUCCAAGAACCACUACACACCCGUCCACAACAAAAGCAACCACGGGCAUUAUGGGAAAGAAAACUUCCGCAGCGGUCAGGACAUGCACAACUUCAUCUCCUCUGGAUUUGUGACGCUGGGCCGGGGCCAUCUAAAAGCUCAACAUUCAGUAGAUGAUCUGGCGUGGCAGGGCGACCUGGACGUUCCCUUAUCAUACAGUAAUCAUCAGCACGAAUACACCAGCCAUCUGGAUCUCACCGGCUCACACACGCCCAAAAUCGGACACAGAAUAGAAUACUAUGAGAAGCCGAGGAUGAACAACAUUCUGACGUCACAGACUGAACCCUACGAUCUGUCAUUCUCACGCUCCUUUCAGAAUCUCACUCAUCUUCCUCCUUCAUAUGAGAUGACCAUGAAAGCAGACUUAAGCGAUAAAGACGAUGAGUACUACAUGCGGAAACAUCACCUGCACGACCAGCCUCCCCGUGGCGGUAACCUGCAGUCGCACAUGGUAAAGCUGAACGUGGAACCUCCGGCGCAACGGCAGAAGCCCAAGCGAGUGCAACGUGCCAUGUCCCAGGAUCACGUGCUGUCCCCCGCCCGCUCCAAUCCCAGCCGGGACUACCUGAUGUCGUACGGCAGAGGCGCAGGGGGUCUCUCUCCGUACCACGGACGCAUCCUAUCCGAAGAGCAGCUGUUGUCAGCCGACCGACUCCACUCGCAGGAUCCCCUGCUGUCGCCGGAAAAGAUGCUGUCCUUGCGCCGCUCCAACUUCCGAGAAAAGGCCAUGUCUCGGGCACUCUCCCACACGGACAUGUUCAUGCCGACGACGCCAGUCAUGGACCGGCACUACAAAAUGAUGAAGAUGCACUCGCACCCCAGCAGCACCAGCGAAUUCUCCAACACGCUGACUGUUAGUGAUGCGCAGGUGGGCAACAAGCGGCAAGCCUUCGCCAACCGCCGCAUGCACACGGUGGACCAUCUACAGUAUAUCCCGGGACAUCACCACCAUCAGUAUAGAACCGCCAGUAAGACUGAAGUAACUGUCUAACUGUACGACGGCACGGAAGAUCGAGCGACUAUGAUGUCAACAAACAAUCUCCGCAGUGCUCUGCGGGUUAGCCUGAGAUCCAAGAAACUCUAAAAUCACAACGCCGUCCCACUUUGACUGGGUCGUUUAUAAGAAUCCAACCUUGACCUGUUCCCGCUUCCAGCGUCUCGCUCCAUCGGUUCUGGGUCAGCAUUCCGAAGCGGCCCGGAUCUCCACACACGUAGAGCAAACCCAAGGGCUUCGCACGCCAAACCCGAACAGAUUUUUCCAGGUUGAGGAUGGGACUGCUACGGACUUCACACAGUAAAUCAAACCGUAUAUAGAUGUAUGAUUUGUAACUAAUCAUAGCUAUAGAGAUUCUUCUAUAUAAAUAGAAGUCAGCACUUAUCGAGUGCCUCUUCGAAAAACACGUCCCAUUUCGAUAUCGAAUUGGGCGAAAGGGUUUAAAAGCACAAUAAAACUCGAUUCGAUUUUCCUUUGUCACAUAAGCUCUGUUCUUCUGUUUUUUUUACGAUACGUUUCAAGUAGAGCUGUGACGUUUCGCGUAGCUGAUUGUAAAUACGCUCAGUUAGCUAAACAGCCGCUUAGCUUCGUGGGUUCUCUGGGUUACGUUUUGACGUCUCUUUGUUCAGUUUUCUAGCAUAACCAACUCACCCGACGUAUAUUUGACAUCACAGAUGUGUACAGUAACGUGUGUGUGCGUGUGUGUGUUUUUUAAUCUGUACUUGUAGACUAAUGGUGAAUAAAUGGAUUUAGCCAUUCGUAUGCAUUGUCUGCUAGUUUUGAAUAAGAAUGAUACAUUCGCUUUCCUUUCUUGAUUGUCCAACUCCCCGAAGUGUUAAUGAAACAAACACUGGCAACAUAUCGCAAUCACGGGAAGAAAAUUGGUGCUGAAUAAAUAAUGAUGAUGAUGAUGAUGAUGGAAGAUAUGCGUUUAAUAGCCUAUUAUACAAAAAUAAAUAGCAUAUUCCCUCCUGAAAGAUGCUAAUGAAGAACAUUCUCUCUAUAAAUGUGAAGUAGCUCUUUCACGAUGUUUACUGUCAGUCUGUCAGGGAUUUCCCAUGAUGCUCUGCUCUAGACGACUCAAAGGAAUUCUUGAGAUAAGUGCCAUUUUAAUUCUGUUUGUUAACGAGGUCUUAAUAAAAUACGGUUUUAUGAAAUCGACCCGCAGAUGCCCAAUUUUAAGGGUUGUUUAUAAUAUCAACGCUGUCCUUCCAAAACCUCGUCUGUCCAAAUUUGCUGUUUUUUCAGGAAAUAGAAAAACACAGAACUUUUUUUAAUGAUUAAAUAAUGCGUGGUCAAAGUUGAGACGCCUUUUUGAAUACUUUUUAUUGGUUAGAUAUUUGCAAGACUCAGUGACAAACAUAAAGUGUGACCAAUAAUAAUGACUACGAAAUAUGGAGAUACGAGGUUUCAUACAGCAGCGAUACAACAAAUGUUGCUUAACAAUUAAUAUCUUUAGUUUUCUAAAAGAGGUUUGACAAUAAACACUAGACACCAGUCUUUCUUUAUUGUUUCUGACUCUUUCAACAGCAUUUUGGGCAAAGUGUUGAUUAUUACAGAAGAAAAAUCAAUCGACCCUCAGUUUUAGUUUCAAAAACAA
Molecule: messenger RNA, 3673 nt
Organism: Triplophysa rosa
Lineage: Eukaryota; Metazoa; Chordata; Actinopteri; Cypriniformes; Nemacheilidae
Gene: shisa6a
Product: protein shisa-6
Exons: 9
Coding region: 385-2070 (561 amino acids)
Biological process (GO): regulation of AMPA receptor activity; regulation of short-term neuronal synaptic plasticity
Cellular component (GO): postsynaptic membrane; postsynaptic density; dendritic spine membrane
Source: RefSeq, a predicted model, not a curated record